This is a messenger RNA of Cuscuta europaea, 2913 nucleotides long. The record is from the annotation of a GenBank genome assembly. Lineage: Eukaryota; Viridiplantae; Streptophyta; Magnoliopsida; Solanales; Convolvulaceae.
ACUCCAUCCAAUUCCUUUUUUUGAAUAACUACAUAAGCAAAAAAAUUAAAAAGAACGGACCCCUUUGCCAAUUGAUGAAUAACUACAUGGAGUAUUAUUUUUCUUGAAUAAAAAAUGGGUUAUAUUACUUCCAGACACGAAUAUAGUCCAAACCCAACCCAAAUUUAGAUGAUUAAAAUAAACAAAUCCAAUGCAUUGUACCGAAUUAGUCCCCCAUUUCCAGUUUCCUCUGCCGUUUUAUUUAUUUAUUUUAUUUCCUAAGCUCUUUACUGAUCAUUCUGUGUUCCUCCAUCACUGAGAAGAAUCUGAACACGCUGCCGUUUUGCUCUCCACACAUUCAGCAGUGCAGGAAAAUACUACUUAGUUCUUUGAUGCAGACAUAUGGCAACACUUAGCGAUAUAGGUGUGGCGGCUGCAAUUAACAUCCUGAGUGCAUUUGCCUUCUUGGUUGCAUUUGCCAUCCUUAGGCUACAACCUGUCAACGAUCGGGUAUACUUCCCAAAAUGGUAUCUAAAGGGGGUCAGGAAUAGUCCACUACACUCUGGGACAAUAGUACACCGAUUCGUCAACUUGGACUUCCAUUCCUACUUGAGAUUUCUUGACUGGAUGCCUGCUGCUCUGCAAAUGCCCCAAGCUGAGCUUAUUGAUCAUGCAGGCUUAGAUUCUGCAGUUUACUUGAGGAUUUACUUGAUAGGGCUUAAAAUAUUUGUUCCGGUUGCUAUCAUCGCUUUUACCGUCAUGGUUCCAGUUAAUUGGACGAAUCGCACCCUGGAGGAAUCUAAUUUGACUUAUAGUGAUCUAGACAAGCUUUCAAUAUCAAACAUACCAAUGGGGUCACAGAGAUUCUGGACUCACCUGGUAAUGGCUUACCUUUUCACCUUCUGGACAUGUUAUGUGUUAAAGAGAGAGUAUGAGAUUAUUGCAUCCAUGAGGCUACACUUUCUCGCAUCACAUCAUCGUCGCCCGGAACAGUUUAGUGUUCUAGUGAGGAAUGUGCCACCAGAUCCUGAUGAAUCAGUUAAUGAGCUUGUGGAGCACUUUUUUAUGGUCAACCAUCCAGACUACUAUCUCACUCAUCAGGUCGUAUACAAUGCAAACAAACUGUCAGAACUUGUCAAUGAGAAGAAGAAAAAACAGAAUUGGCUUGAUUACUAUCAACUAAAGCAUGCAAGAAAGCAGUCUCAAAGGCCAAGAACUAAGGGUGGUCUUCUUGGCUGCUACGGUAAGAGUGUGGAUGCAGUUGAUUUCUAUAUUUCUGAAAUUGAAAGACUUUCAAAGGAGAUUUGUACAGAGAGAAUGAACAUUAUAGGGAAUAGCAAGUAUAUUGUUCCAGCUGCAUUUGUUUCCUUCAAGACAAGAUGGGCAGCUGCAGUUUGUGCACAAACUCAACAGACUAGAAACCCAACCAACUGGUUGACUGAGUGGGCUCCGGAGCCUCGUGAUGUCUACUGGGACAAUCUGGCGAUUCCCUAUGUUUCACUUACAAUCAGAAGGCUCAUAGUUGCUGUGUCAUUCUUCUUCCUCACCUUUUUCUUUAUGAUCCCAAUUGCAUUUGUGCAGUCUCUUGCUAACAUUGAGGGAAUUGAAAAGGCUUUUCCCUUCCUUAAGGGCAUAAUUGAAACGAAAGCUGUGAAGUCUUUCAUCCAGGGAUUUCUUCCCGGCAUCGCUUUGAAGAUUUUUCUCAUCUUUUUACCCUCAAUAUUGAUGUUAAUGUCAAAAUUUGAAGGAUUCAUCUCCAUAUCAUCCCUUGAGAGGAGAUCUGCAACACGAUAUUAUAUUUUUCAGUUCAUCAAUGUGUUUCUUGGAAGCAUCAUAACAGGGACUGCUUUUCAACAACUAAACAACUUUAUCCAUCAAUCUGCAAAUGAAAUCCCAAAGACAGUUGGUGCAUCCAUCCCAAUGAAGGCAACCUUCUUCAUAACAUAUAUAAUGGUGGAUGGAUGGGCAGGAGUUGCUGGGGAGAUUCUGAGGUUGAAGCCUCUAAUCAUAUAUCAUUUGAAGAAUUUCUUAUUGGUGAAGACUGAAAAGGAUAGAGAAGAAGCAAUGGAUCCUGGGAGUCUAGGUUUCAACACCGGAGAGCCACAAAUCCAGCUUUACUUCCUUCUUGGCCUUGUUUAUGCUGUUGUGUCUCCUAUUCUGCUUCCUUUCAUUAUAGUAUUCUUCAGCCUAGCAUAUGUCGUAUAUCGCCAUCAGAUAAUCAAUGUGUACAACCAAGAGUACGAAAGUGCAGCAGCAUUCUGGCCUGGGGUGCAUGGGCGCAUAGUGACUGCUCUUAUUGUCUCACAACUGCUUCUAAUGGGACUGCUAAGUACAAAAAGUGCCGCUCAUUCAACACCACUUCUUAUUACACUUCCAAUAUUGACCAUAUGGUUUCAUUUGUUCUGUAAAGCCCGUUAUGAACCGGCUUUCGUCAUUUACCCCUUACAGGAGGCGAAGAUGAAAGAUACUCUGGAACGUACAAAAGAACCAACCUUGAACUUGAAAGAGUACCUCCAGAAUGCAUACAUCCACCCAGUGUUCAAUGGCGGAGAUGAGAGCGAUGGUGGCGAAAAGGGUAGUAGUGAAGAUGAGAUGAAGGAACCCAGGCUUGUUCCAACAAAGCGGCAAUGUAGCAACAAGAGUCAGUCCUCUCGUUAUCUUCUGUCCGCGUCCGACGUUGAUCCUCCCAGCUCACAUUCAUAGUAGUGUUCUUCAUUCUGCUUAUUCACCUUUCAACUGCUAAUGAGAGGGAGUAUAUCCUAGCUUAAUUAGUCUUCUUCACCAACCUUAUAUGCUCGCGGUGCAAUUCCAUUAAAUUGAUGGAUCACCAUCCUUUCUAGUUGAAUCCAGGUAUAAAAGUUUUGCUGUGGAUGACUGGUUGUGGCAGCAAAAAUGAGUAUGCCAGCUGAGUAUAGGAACUCUAUGUAAUUGAAC